Arvicanthis niloticus (Nile rat) is the source of this 608-nucleotide messenger RNA. Its product is annotated as thiol S-methyltransferase TMT1A-like. NCBI's taxonomy places the organism in Eukaryota, Metazoa, Chordata, Mammalia, Rodentia, Muridae. The record is from RefSeq and is a predicted model, not a curated record. Gene Ontology annotation, molecular function: S-adenosylmethionine-dependent methyltransferase activity.
GCGCCCUGCUUCUUCAGGAGACACUCGGGGCCGUGGCCCUUCUCCUCUACUCGCAAAGAUGACGCUCGCCGUCCUGGUCCUGCGGCUGGUGGUCUGCAUCCUGGCGCUUCCCAUGUUUCUGCUGAACCUUCUAGGCGUGUGGAGCUGGGUGUGCAAAAAGUGGUUUCCCUACUUCCUGAAACGCUUCACCGUGAUGUACAACGAGCAGAUGGCGAGCCGAAAGCGGGAGCUCUUCAGCAACCUGCAGGAGUUCGCGGGCCCCUCGGGGAAGCUGUCACUGCUGGAGGUGGGCUGUGGCACCGGGGCCAACUUUAAGUUCUAUCCCCCCGGGUGCAGGGUCACUUGUAUCGACCCCAACCCCAACUUCGAGAAGUUCCUGUUCAAGAGUGUCGCAGAGAACCGGCAUCUGCAGUUCGAGCGCUUCGUGGUGGCGGCCGGAGAGAACAUGCACCAGGUGGCCGAUGGCUCUGUGGACGUGGUGGUCUGCACCCUGGUGCUGUGCUCGGUGAACAACCAAGAGAAGAUUCUGCGCGAGGUGCACCGAGUGCUGAGGCCGGUGAGUGACAAGUGUGAAGGCUGGCUAGCUGCAGCUAUCAUGAGCAAGGGUG